Molecule: messenger RNA, 549 nt
Organism: Olea europaea var. sylvestris
Lineage: Eukaryota; Viridiplantae; Streptophyta; Magnoliopsida; Lamiales; Oleaceae
Exons: 2
Coding region: 1-549 (182 amino acids)
Source: RefSeq, a predicted model, not a curated record
AUGGGCGAUUCCUUCAGCUCCGCUCCAUCUCUCCUAGCCAAUGGCCUAAUAUCAAGCUCGGCACUCUUCAAUUCAGUUCCCAAGCAGCAAACUUUACUUACACUGACAACAAUCAAUGGUGGGCAAGACCGAACUCCUGGUUCACCAGAAACAGACAGCAGCACAAGCAGAUGUGCAACAGUAACCACAAGCUUGGUUGGAGCUUCGUUCUUGGAGCGGCUCUUUCCUCUUCUAUCACCUCGGUCAAGUCUCCUUGACAACAGUGGCUGCUUAGAGAAGGACACUUCUCCCGCAGCAGAUGCACAAAAUAUAUAUUUGCUACAUGAAAGCAACGGCAGUCUUGUAAAAAGACCACUGCUGACGCUUGGAGAGAUGAUAAUGAUGAGCCGAAGAAUGAGUUACAAAAGGAAAGCAAAUAAAAUUCAUAAACAGCCAUCCAGGGAUCUUAUUAAGGGGAAUGCAUUGGGUUGCUGCAUCUUUGGACCUGGCAAAGGCAUCACUGGAUUGCACAGGAAGUGGAAGAGAAAGCUGCAACUAAAACUGAUGUAG